UCAGACCCAGACAAGGAGCCACGUAAGUUGGAAAGGGGAUGAGGCAGCCCCGGGCCGAGCAGUGCUUCGAUUCCCCGACGAGAAUUGAAUUUCGACGCGGAUAGAGCGAAUGCAAGAACGCAUGAGCUCGCGCCGGGUUAGGGCGGUCGAAGCGAAUUCGGGGCGCAGCGCAAGAUGAAAGACCAAGGUCGUUGAGAAUUUUGGUGCUUCGGUGCUCGUAGCUCACGCUUGUGGCGGAGACGGGGUGCGAAUUGCGAAUUUGCUCGUUGAUUCUCGAAGGAUGGAGGAGGAGAGGGAGGAGCGGAAGGAGCGGAAGGAUACGAUUGAUUGAUUGAUUAGAUUGCUUUCACACCGCGGAGUGUAGUGUUCUUUUUUCACAAAGCGUAGUGAUGCAGUGCGAAAAAAAGCGGGCAUGAGCGAGCGUGUUUUGCUGUCCAUGGACAUUAUCCGGGUUCGAGAAUUGUGCAUACGUCCUCGCAGCCAAGUUUGUGGAUGUUUACGUGUACCGAAAAUGCAGGUUUCUCCGGGUUUUGUAUUGCAGAGGUACACGCCAGUGCUCGCCGCACCACGAAGUGGAAAGAGAUGCAGAGUCAAAGGCACUGCCAUCCGGGCCUCCAUACCUCCGGACGUUGCAAUUGCGGCAAUUACCGCCGCUGCUGCCGUGCUGCCGGCUUGUUGGCUUUACUCCCGCAGGUUCAAAUUGGCCGCGACAAUUUCUUCUUCCUCCGAUAAAACAGAGUCAGGGGUAAUUGCUACAGCUUUCGGUAAACCAAGCAACAUUGUGGCGCAGACCGAAAUUCUUCCAACUCCAGCUCAAGGAAUCGGACUCAAGAGUGCGGUUGACAUCAGAGAGGUCUCAGAGCCCACCGACUACGUUUCUGAAAGUCACAACUCAAACGUUGAGAAUGAGCUGAAGGAGCAGGAACAUCGUUUUUUGUCAGGAUUCCUUGCAUCGACUUCGGAGUCAGCGACUGCUGAAAUCAUUGGAGACCAUGCAGAAGUUUUAGAAGACUUGCGAACGGAUCAACCCAUUGUGGACAGUCGCUCUGAACACGUGAACCUUUUGUCGCCCUUGCUGCCAUUCAAUACUGCGGAUGAGGAUUCAGCAGAUACAGUCCAGAGAAAUCUUACGGAGGCGUCCUCCAGCUUAGAAGGAGACAUGCUGGCUUUCCCAAUGGUGGGACGUUAUCCUAGUCUAGACAGGAAGGAAGAGCUCAGUGGAAACAAUAUAGAUUCGCCCGAGAAUAAGAGCGAUGCCGGGAUUUCAAGCGAUGGAGCUUCAGGCCAUCUCAUAGAAAAAGAAGAGGACUCUGCGGGUGGUCGCGAUACCGAAGGUUCAGAGCUUCAAAACAACAUCAUCGUAAAUGAGAAAGUUGAAUCCAUUUCUGCAGGUUGGACAAACGCCGAUACAUUGUCGACGAUCGAACUUGAGACCACCGAUGUGAUGGGCAAAACCGUAGGGCUAGGACUUAAUACCAGUUCAGGAAAAAGUAAAGACACAAGAAGUCAUCCUGCAAAUGAGGUUCAGUCUCGAGAUUUGCGGAUGGUACACAACAUUGCGCCAUCUAUGGCAGAUGAUACAAAAACCUCGAAUAAGAGUAAGAAACUAGUAGAUAAAAGCAAAGGUCGGAUUGUGCCAAGGAUAUUGUCGGAGAUUCUCCCAAUCGAAGAGUCAGCAGACGCUGAUCUACAUCUAAGAAUUUAUCGAGCCUUAUUGAGCUCUGAAAGGAUUCAAGAUUGUGUGUUGCUGCUAGAAGCAAUGGACAAAGUUAGAAUAUUGGACACCAGCAAGAUACAUCAAUCAAGGUUUUUUAACAGCUGUAAGAAGCAGAAGGCCGUAAGAGAGGCAUUUAGAUUUACGAGGUUACUAAGUAGGCCAACACUUCAAACAUUCAACAUGCUGAUUUCUGUCUGUCGUGAGGCUCGAGAUGUGGAUGGGGGUUUGAAGGCUCUUUCUGUAGCAGAGAAGUCGGGCGUUAAACCUGAUGCUAUCCUCUACACGACACUGAUUUCAACUUGUGCCAAGGCUGGGAAAGUUGAUAUUGCCUUUAAAGUAUAUCAUGACAUGGAAGCGGCCGGAGUGUUGCCAAAUAUCAAGACAUACGGUUCUUUGAUCGAUGGAUGUGCUCGUGCUGGACAAGUUGCCAAGGCUUUUGGUGUUUAUGGUAUCAUGCUUUCGAAGCAAGUGAAGCCAGACCUAGCCAUAUUCAACACUCUUAUCAACGCGUGUGGUCGUGCUGGAAGUCUAGAGCGAGCUUUUGACGUACUUGCUGACAUGAAACGAGAACCUUGCUUUUUGCAACCCAAUCACGUGACUUACGGUGCUCUGAUGUCCGCAUGCGCAAAGAGCGGCCAGGUGGAACGUGCUUUUGAUGUAUACAGAAGCAUGCGCAAAAGUGGGAUGAAGGGAACUCCAGAGUGCUACACUGCUGCAGUCCACGCCUGCAGUCAAACGGGAGACAUUGAUUUGGCUCUUACGGUACUAGAGGAUAUGAAGAAAGACGGCGUGCAGCCGGAUGAGAUAUUAUUUAGCGCACUGGUAGACGUCGCUGGUCAUGCUAACGACGUAGAUGGCGCCUUCAAAAUUCUGGACAAUAUGAAAGCAUUCGGAAUGUCUCCUAAUUCGAUUACGUACAGUGCCGUGAUGGGAGUGUGCAGCAACACCGGAAACUGGGAGCGAGCUUUGAAACUUUACCAUGAGAUUCGGGCCCGUGGGUUGCUGCCUACAGUUUCAACUUUCAAUGCCCUCAUCACUGCUCUAAGUGAUGCUAAGCAAACACAUGAAGCAUUUUCUGUGGUGGACGAAAUGAAGGGAGCCAGAGUUAUGCCCGAUCAAAUAACCUACAGUAUUCUGCUCGAGGCCUGUCAAGUGAUGCAUGAUCCAGACAAAGCCUUCCAUCUCUAUGCAAAGGCUAAGGCAGAGGGUGUGGUACCCAAUGAGUCGAUAUGUGAAAGUGUGAUAGGAAUAUGUUAUGCAAGCAUACGGAGCAGGCUACCUGCACCCGCGUAUUUGCAACCUAGGGGAGUAGUAACUGGGCCAAGCUUUGAAGAACCAAAGAAACAGUGGACAAACUGGGCUCUAUCCGUGUAUAGACAAACGGUUGCAGCGGGAUACACUCCCACGUUGAAGUCACUUUCUCUUCUGUUGGGUUGUUUACGUAAACAUGAAGCACAACAAGAUAAAAGUCUUAGCGAAGAUACACUUUUUCCUCAUGAUGACAUCCCAAAAGAUCUGCCUUCAUUGAUCUUAGAUGCAGGCGGCCUUUAUGAUCCUCGAGCAUUCGUGUUUUUCGAAGAAGCUGCUUCCUUGGGCGUUGUUCCACCUCUCAAUUACACUGCGGGUCCGAUCACCUUAAACGCAGAAAUGUUGCCAAGUUAUGUUGCUGAGGUUUCCCUACUUACUUUGCUGCAAGGGUUGAAAAAGAGACACGAUGCUGGUGCUCAGCUGUAUCCUGUGACAAUAAAACACUUUUUUGAGAUGAAGCAAACACUGACUGCGACGAGGGAAAUCAAGAAACUCGCUAUAAGUGGCAGGAGUGGUCAAUCUAUGGCGGCACUUUUGAGGAGACUCAGGCUUCAUUAUCAAGGUCACGAGAGUUCGGGUAAACUAUUAAUCACUGUAGCAUCGAUGAAGAAAUCGUGGAAGCCGGCCACCCAAUCCCAAACCGUAGCUAAAAUCCAAAACUAUCAAGGACUUGCGUCAUUGAGGCCCCGCAAUGUAUUUGUUGCAAAGGGUAUUGCCGAGCAACAACGAGCUAUUCGAUUCGGGGACGGUCCUACUUCUCCCUCUAAAGUGGAUUUUACAGAAUAGCGAGCGUCCAGAAAAUGAUAGUUACCUGAAAGAAAAUUCCCAGUUCAGGGAUUGGGAGCUUAAAUGAUGGUGGUUUCGAAAAAGAUAUACUGGUAUCUGAACAAUACUGGAAAAUACGGGAAAGGUAUAUGAGGUCAAGGUAAUUUGUUUAGACACAACCAUUAAGCUGGCAAGAUACGUCCGGUGUUUUGCAGAACGUUUCAUUACUGGAGAUGUUCACAAGCCUUUUGUCACCUCACAGUCCCUGAUAGAACUGGUAGGGAGGAAAUGUUCGACUUUGAUGAUCCACGUUGAAUCCUGCAUUAUCUGAAGUGAUGAAGAGCCUGGGAAGUUCCUGUGCAUGCUGAAGGGCAGCUGAAAAGUCAGUUCCAGGCAUAUCCAGGUUGUACCUUGAUUGGUCUGGGUCUGAGAAGACUGGACACCUGAAAAGAGUUCAAGCUCUUCAGUUAGUCUUUACUCGCCGGGGAGUAACGUCAGCUUCCACCGCUCAAAAUUCCAUAUUUGUGUCUGCAAGUACAAUACAUCAAAGUGUGUAGGCUUCUACAUCGAUUCUAUUAAUGCCCUCGAUAAUGUUGAGUAGUUGGUGCCUGUCAACUGAAGCGAACUACAUCCGCUGGUUGCAGCCAAAAAUUCAUCUAGCACAUAGCUCUCUGAUGAUCAUUCAUAAUUGAUUUCAAGCAUAAGCCCCGGAGAAAGUGUUUCUGCGGUUGUCAAUUUUGCUCUAGAUAUGCAGCUACGUCUGCCUGUCGUGUUUGGAACAGGCUUUCAGUUUAUUCAUUGUAGUUAUGGGGUAUCAGUGAUACCCCAUAAAGUUCGAAUUAAAUAUGAUGUGUGAUACCGUAUCACGCGUCAUAUUUAGUUCGAACUUUGAUUAGCGAGCUUAGUAUCAAUCCAUCACCUCUCGUGAAUGUUGCC
Molecule: messenger RNA, 4726 nt
Organism: Marchantia polymorpha subsp. ruderalis
Lineage: Eukaryota; Viridiplantae; Streptophyta; Marchantiopsida; Marchantiales; Marchantiaceae
Source: the annotation of a GenBank genome assembly